GCAGAUGCUGAUGGUGAUUAUCAGAAGGACCAUAAUGACUCCUAUGCAGGACUGUGUUGAUUUAGAUUUUGAUGGGAAUUAUUUUAUGUAUAUCUACUCUGAGGACUUUAAUUUUGAAAAGCAGUCACAAUUAGCCUCUUAGUUCAGAAAGCAGGAAGUACCAGUUGUACUGCAGAAAUUCAGAAAAAUUGUGGUAGCUGUGACAUCCCCAAACAUCUUCUUUCUUUGCAUCUGUUAAACGCAAUGUCUUUUCACAGUUGAAUCAUAAACUUCAUAAACGACUUGAUGUCUCCAGCAAAGUUUUUUGAGUCACUGUUUAACUUACUGGAUAGUUAGAUGCUAGAGAAUUCUAACAAGGCCAGUACAGUGAAAAGACAUUAAUACAACAGACUGAGAAGGAUGCUCAAGAAUUGUGUGGAAUCAAGAUUUAGACAUUCCAAGGACUCACAUCAAUCUGAUUUUUCUGCAUAUCAAGUACUAUAUAAGCAUGGCAGAAGGUCGGACAGACUCAGCAGAUCUUAAAGGCACAGCCGAAGAGGUGCACUUUGUCAGCGCACAUUCCUCAAAAGCAUCCAGUCGUUCCUCAAGAGCAUCCAGUCGUCACUCAAGUGCCAGCAUAGGGGUUUUCAAAGCAAGUGCAAAAGCAGAAGCCGCGCAAGCCAGAGCAGCGCACGCUAAAAGAGAAAUAGAAUUGAAAGUUGAACAGACGCGUCUUCAAGCAACACUGGAGGCUUUGCAAGAGGAAAAAGAAAAGGAUGCUGCUUUAGCAGAAGCUCAUGUACUGGAGGAAGCAUUGUUAGAAACGGAGCGUAGCACAGCCAGUAGAGUAUCAGUUCCUGUUCCCAUCGAGGACAGUCGAAGUCGAACAGCAGAUUAUGUGAAAACACAAUCUAAGGUCAGUAGUGGUACACUGCCAUCUAGUGGAGGGAAAGAAAUGCAACCAGCAGUUCAAGCUUCUCACAUUGUAAGUCCAAUUAAAAGUGAGUCAGAUUUUAAGGACUUACCAAUUGGUUCACAAAUCAUGGAUUUUGGUGCAGACAUGUCUCAGAAUGUCACCAGAAUGCAGUCUCCUUAUCACUAUCAAAUGCAGAGUAGACCUCCUGAUAAAGAAGAUUCUUUGUGCAUUACCUAUGAUCUCGCAAAGUAUCUAGCUCGUACGCAGCUUGUGUCAGCAGGGCUUACUUACUUUGAUGACAAGCCCAUUAACUACUGGGCAUGGGAAUCAUCUUUCCAAGGUACUAUUUCUGGUCUUGGUCUUUCUCCUGCAGAAGAGCUUGAUCUCUUAAUUAAAUACCUGGGUAGAGAAUCUUCUGAGCAUGCACGGAGACUGAAAACUGUUUAUAUCAGAAAACCAUCAGCUGCGCUGAUAAUGACAUGGCAGAGACUUGAGGAAAUAUACGGUUCUCCAGAAGCAAUUGAACAUGCUCUUUUUGCUAAACUUUUUUGCUCUUUUUGUCAAACAAAGACCCACAAAAGCUUCGAGAUUUAGGAGAUAUCCUCUCAGAACUAGAAGCUGCUAAGCUUGAAGGAUACUUACCAGGUCUGGCAUACUUGGACACUUCUAAGGGAAUGAGUCCUAUUGUGGAGAAACUUCCAUAUAAUAUUCAAGAAAAGUGGAUGUCAUUUGGAUCCAAAUAUAAGCAAGAAUAUCAUGUUGCUUUUCCACCUUUCUCAGUGUUUGCAAAUUUUGUUCGUUCAGAAGCAAAAGCACGUACAGAUCCGAGUUUCAGUACAUUUCCUCACACGAAAUAUGAGAAAGGAGAAAGAUUUGAGAGACAAAGACAAAUGCCAAUAUCUGUUCACAAGACUCAAGUUAAUCCUUCAACUAAAGUAAGAUCUGAACAGGAAAAAAGAUCAGUUAGCCCGAACAAAAGCUGCCCAAUACAUGGAAAACCUCAUCCAUUGAGAAGAUGCAGAGGGUUUAGAGAAAAGUCUCUACAAGAUAGAAUGCAAUUCUUGAAAGAGCAGUCUGUGUGUUACCGUUGCUGUUCUUCUACAGACCACCUCGCCAAAAACUGCACCGUAGAAGUUCAGUGCAAAGAGUGUGGUAGUGACCGUCACCCCUCGGCACUUCAUCCAGGUCCUGCACCCUGGAAGUCUCAGGCAUCUACCCCUUCCUCAGACUAUGGCGGGGAGAAUGACAAAUCGUCUAGUCAUGAGGUUACAUCUGAAUGCACAGAAGUUUGCGGAGAAGGUCUGAGUGCACGGUCUUGUUCAAAAAUUUGUCUAGUUUCUGUCUAUCCAGCUGGUCAAAAAGAGAAAUCAAAGAGGAUGUAUGCUAUCCUGGAUGAGCAAAGCAAUCGCUCUUUGGUGAGAAAAGAUUUCUUUGACAUCUUCAACAUCAAAACAAGUCCAUUGCCCUACACACUGAAAACAUGUGCAGGCCUUCUAGAGACAGCGGGUAGACAAAUUUCUGAUUUUGUUGUGGAGUCCAUUGAUGGAAAGAUAAGUCUACCUCUCCCUACUCUUCUAGAAUGUAAUCAGAUUCCAAAUAAUCGUACAGAGAUUCCAACCCCUGGUGUAGCAUUCUAUCACAGCCACCUGAGACAUAUUGCACAGGAAAUACCAUCUCUCGACUGCGAUGCUGAGAUUCUUCUUUUACUGGGCAGAGACAUCCUGCAAGUACACAAAGUACGCAAACAAAUUAAUGGCCCAAAUAGCGCCCCCUUUGCUCAAAAACUGGAUUUGGGCUGGGUUGUCGUCGGGGAUGUGUGUCUCAAAGGAGCUCAUAGGCCCACUUCAGCUCAUACUUUCAAGACUUUCGUCUUAGAAAAUGGCCGUCACAGCUUUCUGAGUCCAUGCUACAGUCAAAUCAAGGUAAAAGAGAAGUUGGAUGUUAAUCCACAACAGCAACAACCUCUGGAAUCCACAUCUGAGGACUCCAUUCUGUUAGUGCCUGAUGGUGAAAGCAUUGGUCAUUCAGUUUUCUCUUACACUGUAAAUGAUCAUAAGAUGGCUCCAUCUGUGGAAGACACUAGGUUUCUCCAGAUUAUGGACAAAGAGUUUUUUCAGGACAGUGGCAGCAGUUGGGUUGCGCCACUACCCUUUCGUGAGCCCAGACAAAGUCUACCCACCAACAAAGACUACGCAUUGAAACGUCUUCUUGCGCUGCGACACACUCUGAACAAGCGACCGCAAAUGAAAGUACACUUCCUGGAUUUUAUGGAGAAAAAUCGUGCUAUAGAGACUGAACUAGUAAAGGAAGAAGUGAAGACCAAUGGAAAUGCCUGUAAGACAGCUGAUGAGUUUAUUGAAGCUAAUGUUGCAUAAUAAUGACUAAAUAAUGAGGAACGACUUAUGAUUUUACACUGUCAUCCAUGUGCUUGAAAUAUAUGAAUAUCAGAGUUAGCAACACAACCUUUUAAUCAAACUGAAUUCAGUAAUCUUUAAAUGGUGUACAUACAGCACUAUAAACUCAGGAUGAAUGCAAAGUAUUUAAUAAAAUAUUUAAAAGUAUGACAUUUUAAAACUUAGAAAACUUUUUGAACUUAUAUGGUAAAUGGCAAAGCAACUACAUCUAGCAAAGUUAAGCUUAAAUUGAUCAAAUUUAUUAUUUAAACCAUUUAUUUAAAAAUAUUUUUGCUAGGAUUUUUUGAGUGCACUCAGUGUAAUAAGCAGAAGAGAAAAGUACUGAGUUUAGAACUAAACACUAGUUUAUAAUACUAAACACAUCUUGUUGUAGUGCUUUUUGUGAGUAAAACAGUGAUGAAUUACUAAGAAGAGUGACAGGAAAAGACAAACGGGAAACAAGUAGCCACGAGAGCUAAUGACAGAGAAGCACAAUGAUUCACCUUCUUCAAGUUUCUGCACAAUGAAGCAUAUAUAAAGCACAAGGUGGAGACGAUUAGGAGUCCCCAGCUUUCUGGAUACCCUAUGGCUCUGAUUGCAUGAGAAGCCAUUUCAACUUAACAUCAACACUGAACUUCACUUCAAACUGAGAGCUUUUGCAUCUCUGAAAGAAAUAGUCAUCAUUUCCCAUUUUCAACUUUCUUAUUAGCCCGUCUAUUAUUAUAUUUGUACUCGCUCUUCACACGAUCAAACUUCAUGAUUUGAGGUUUAUGGUGCCAUAUUUGACAUCAGAAUUUAUCAAUGUUUUGAUCUGAGAGUAAAAAAAGGCUUGAAUUACUUGUUUAUCAUACAAAGCGAUUGUGUCCCUUAAGAAUACUUACAGCAACGUAUCAGUUUUUCAAUAGCAGCACAAAUUUAAUUCCAUACCGUUAAUUCCAACUCUAUUAACAGUUCACCCGUCAUGUAGUACAUUUAGAUUAAGAAAUAUAACACUUACAAUGGACUAUACUAAAACAGAUUCUUGUUAUUAUGUCUGUUUUAUUUAGUAUACCCAAGACAAGCAGAUCCAAACACAAGUGUGUGUUCAUCAUGUGGAAGGUGAAAUAUGUUUAAUGCUUUAUUCCUUUUUGCUCUGUUUCACUGCCUCUCAAGUUUAAAGACUCUUCUUUAUCUGUCCUGAUACUGCAUCAGCUCAGUGUUUGUUAUGCCGCCACAGAAGAACUCAAGAGCUUCUGAAGUCUGUAACUGCACUGUCAGUCACAUCAGCAAUAUGUAAAAUGUUAUAGUACAAAAUGAUUUCUAUGUUCACAUUUGUUAAAAAAAUAUUUCUUUUGCAACAAACCAUAUUUCAGUCACUCUGUUUACCCUGUCAGGUCUUUUCUGUAUUCUUUUCAUCUGGCAACAUCCUGAUUAUUAAAUAAUGAUAAAUUAUCUAGUAUCUAGUCAAGCAUAUCAAAGUUUAAAACUCAUACUCCUCUGAAAAUGAAAAUUACAUUUAUUUGGUAGAUAUUUUUAAUCAACUAAGCAAAUAGCAUUUUAGGGACAAAAACUCAUGCACAUACAGAUCCUCUGAGACUGUACUGAUUCUUGGGACGGUCCCAUUCUGUAAACACAUGAAAAUAACUAAAAACAUAUUCCUUUAUUAAGAUGCUCAUCUGAUGAGUGGCAGACACAUAAACUAGUGUCUUGAGAAGGAAAGAUCAUGUUCAUGAAACUGUAUGAAGACUGUA
Molecule: messenger RNA, 5018 nt
Organism: Ctenopharyngodon idella (grass carp)
Lineage: Eukaryota; Metazoa; Chordata; Actinopteri; Cypriniformes; Xenocyprididae
Exons: 2
Coding region: 488-1489 (333 amino acids)
Source: RefSeq, a predicted model, not a curated record